AUGGAGUACCUGCAUCGAGUUCUUUACCCUCUGACUAAAAAUCCUGAUUUCAAAAUGCAUUCUAAAUGUGGCAAAUUAGGCAUUAUUGAAGUUAGCUUUGCAGAAGAUUUCCUUCUGUUUUCCAGAGGUGAUGCUACCUCAAUUGAUCUACUCAUGAGAGCUUUUGGCGAAUUCUCCAGGUCCACUGGUCUUUCUGUCAACCCAGCCAAGUGUAAUGCCUAUUAUGGAAAUGUUGAUGCACACUCGCAGCUUCAAAUUCAAAACAUCACCACAUUUGCAGAAGGCUGCCUUCCCUUUCGCUACUUAGGGAUCCCCCUCAAAAGCAAACGGCUAUCUAAUCACCAUUGCCUUAUCUUGGUUGAGAAACUGGUCAGCAGGAUAAAGCAUUGGAGCUCUAGGCUCUUAAGUUUUGCAGGGCGACACCAACUCAUCAAUAGUGUCUUAUUUGCUAUUACGAAUUUCUGGAUGCAGAGUUUAUUGAUCCCCAAACAGGUUCUGAAGAAGGUUGAGGCGAUAUGCAGAUCCUUCUUAUGGUCUAGGAAGGAAAUUAUUACCAGAAAAUCACCGGUUGCCUGGGAGAGAGUAUGCACACCCAAGAAUCAUGGAGGGCUUAACAUCAUCAACCUAAAGAUUUGGAAUAAAGUUACCAUGUGUAAGCUUUUGUUGAAUCUUUGUAGGAAGAGUGACAGCCUUUGGAUUAGAUGGGUGCACAGCUACUAUGCUAAGGGUAUUGAUAUCAUGGAGGUUCCAAUCAAACAGAGCUGCUCGUGGACACUGAAAGUUGUCCUUAGCUGCAGAGAUGAUAUAAAGGAUUCACAGGUCUGGGACAAUAUGUUGCGGGAUGUUAAAUAUAAUUCGAGGGCUAUGUAUGGAGAACUCAACGAUAGUAGCCAACAAGUGGUUGCAUGGCGGAAAGUGCUGUUUCAUAACAUGGCUAGACCGAGAGCGAUGCAUAUUUUAUGGAGAGCCUGUCACAAUAGUCUUACAACAAAUGAAAGACUGUGCAGAUUUGGAAUGCUUGCCAAUAUGGAAUGCUAUUUUGUGGUGCUAUUGAGACUUUGCAGCAUUUUCUCUUUGAGUGUAAUACUACGAAACUGA
Messenger RNA from Vicia villosa (hairy vetch), 1098 nucleotides. RefSeq lists its product as uncharacterized. NCBI's taxonomy places the organism in Eukaryota, Viridiplantae, Streptophyta, Magnoliopsida, Fabales, Fabaceae. The transcript has a single exon. The record is from RefSeq and is a predicted model, not a curated record. The coding region runs from base 1 to 1098 and encodes 365 amino acids.